CACAUGCGGAUGGAUAUCGCUUACUCAGCGCGAUAAGAACCACCAUCAUCGUGUUUUCCGUCCCAAAAAUAGCUCAACUUGGUGGAUAUUUAGAAGCAGCAAACAUCUUAACCAAGACUGUUGAAAGAGAUUGGCGUAGUGGCUUGAUCAACCCGAUUUAUCUUUGAAUUGAACCAUCUGCCAGAAGGAAACUGCUGCACCCAUCUUGAGGUUCGAGAGGAAAAGGCUCGUGCACUGGGUGGAACAGAAAUAGUACACUACAGGCCAGAAGUGUUUGAACAGAAGAGGCUGGUCUGGUAAUCAUACAAAAGUGGGAGGCAGUGGAAAACAGCCCUGAGAAAGCAGCUCUUUUGAAACUUGUGAAGACUUUGACAACAGCAGCAACACAUAACGUACAGAAAGAAUGGGAAGAAAAAAGAUACAGAUUUCUCGUAUUGGAGAUGAACGUAAUCGACAGGUGACAUUUACCAAGAGGAAAUUUGGCCUGAUGAAGAAAGCUUAUGAGUUGAGUGUUUUGUGCGACUGCGAGAUUGCCCUGAUCAUCUUCAACAGUGCCAACAAGCUAUUCCAGUAUGCCAGCACAGAUAUGGACAAGGUGCUUCUUAAGUACACAGAGUACAAUGAGCCCCAUGAAAGUCGGACAAACAAGGACAUAAUUGAGGCAUUAAACAAAAAAGAACACAAAGGAUGUGAAAGUCCAGAGCCAGAUGCAGAGUCGUACACACUGACUCCCAGAACAGAAGAACGCUACCAGAGGAUCAACCAGGAGUUUCAGGACAUGAUGAUGAAGCAGACAGGCACCAUGAGAGGGGGAGUGGGGGGCUACCAGAGCAUGCCAGUGUCCGUACCAAUACCAGCUACUCAUAAUUCUGGAUUUCCCAACCAUCAGCAAUCAGCAGGAAUGAUCAGUAAUACUCUGAUGCCCCCACAAGCCAUACCACAGAGCAGCAGCCCCAGGCCAAGUUCCACAGGUGGUAUGCUUGACCUGAGCCAGAACAAUUACCCCUCCCAGAGUACAUCUCCCAACCCUGCCGCCGUAGGCAGUACAUCCCCUGGGGGAAACAUGUCUAGAGGGUCGCCCCCUUCCACCCAGGGCAGACCCAAUCUACGAGUGGUGAUUCCCAGCACACGAGGGGAGGUGGUAAGCAACUCUGAACAAACAGAGGAGCCAUUACAACCAAGGACAGCCAACAACACCCUAGCAACCCCUGUCGUUUCCUUGGCUACUCCUAGUUUACCAGGUACUGGUCCAUAUCCCUCCGGCCUGCCGACAUCUUUUGCACAUACAGAUUUUCACCUAAACUCUGCCGACCUGUCUGCCAUGCAAGGUUUUAAUACCCCUGGGGGUCUACUCCCUUCAGCCUGGGGAACACAAGGACCUUUGUCAGCAGCAGUGCAGGCAGCCGGACUGAACCAACCACCACUUUCGACUCCGACAAGUAUCCACCACAUGGCAACCCUUUCAGUGAACACUGGCAACAAGAUGAAUAUUAAAAGUGAGCCCAUCUCUCCAUCACAUCGAGAGAGUCACACACCAUCAGGCCAACAUUUACGCCCUCCUUCGGCAGGACACAUGCAAGGCCACAUGUCACCAAAUCAUAUGGGUGCUCAUAGUAAUGCUUCCUCGCCAGGGGGAAGCACAGGUGGCGGGGACUAUGAUGGGCCAAACGUGAAACGUUCACGUAUGAACGAUGGUUGGUCAUCCUAAGCUAAGAAAUUUCAGUAAAGAUAAGAAGUGGAAUAAGCUCUCUUCACACCAUUUGUAUAAAGCACUGUCAGCAGAUUGUGAGAGGUGAAGACAGUCCCAGGUGGUCCUCUAUAGAGAUGUCUCAGUUCUUAGCCCUGGCUGUUUGUUCAGCAGGUAUAAACAACGAUCAUCCAGUCCACCCAUCCUGAACUAACUUCUCAACACUUUCCAGUUAACCAGAUGGCUGACUGCCUGCAUUCUCUACUGAUCAGCUUUAUAAGCCAAGAAGACCAUGGCUAUCCAUUCCUCCAGGUUUGCUUGUUAGGUGAGCAAAAAAGGAGUUGUAAAUACAAAGCAGAAAUCUAUUGAACUGGGUUUCUUUAUCAUGCAAGCAUGCAACUUUUCUACCAUGCAUUGAUCUAUGUACCAGUAUCCCAGGGGAGUGAAUUAUAUGGGUCCUAAUGUCUCCCUCUCUGUGGUACUGUGAUCCUUGUUGCUUAUUCUUCAGAACUGGGGGCAUUCUGUGGCCAUUUGGGAUGGUAAGGGUCAGGACCAGUGGAGGGAGGCAGGAGGGCUCAAAUCUCCAUGUCGCUAUUUUCAUUUGACAUUCCCGUGUGAUCCAUUAUCCUUCAAUUUUAGAUUAUUAAUAAUUAUUAUUCAUUUUAGUUGUAAGCACUUUCAUGUCUUCUAUUUUGGUAAUAAAAUUAAUAUAUUGCAGGGUAUUGAUUAUGUUAAGUUAUUAUUCAAGCAUUUUGUGUGAACAAGGAGUGAAUGUUUUGAUCCGUAGAAUCCCAAGGACUCUUUGAUGGAAGCAUCAUGAGAAAUGUUUAUUUGCUUUUAUAGCCACGUGGCUGGCUGUGUAAAUUGUCCAGAUCAUAUAGAAUCAUGCUCAGGCCAAAUAUAUGAUUAAGUAAAAAAAAAAAAAAGAGUGGAAAAUUAUAUAAGCACAUGAUAUUUUAUCACUGUACAGGUAUUUAAAUAAGAAACAAAAAUAUGCUCCUGGGAUUUUUUUUUAAUAUACUGUAAUAUAACUUCAUUGUCAGGUGAUCAGGAAUGUUGUAUGACUGGAAUUAAUACAAAGUAUUCCCAGCUAUGGGUAUACUUAUGUAAGGUGAUUGUUGAUGUUACCAUGACGUCCACACAAAAGGUCCAAAAGGUUUGCUUUCCCUCCCACUCCCAUCAUCAUUGGGGGAUAUCUCGUACUACCUAUUUGUGACAUGUUAUAGUUAGAGAAUAUCCUCAUGCAACGUUUAAAUGGGAGUCAAGAGAAAGGUAUGCUUUUUUGUUCCUGUUAAAGUGUGAAAAAAUUGUGGCUGUUCUUUUCCUGGUGAUGGUGUUGUAUUGUUAGUCCAGUCUUGUAAGCUUUUGUGAAAGCAAAAGACGAAGCUGAAAACUUUUAAAGUUUGUUUUUGUGUAAAAAA
This is a messenger RNA of Lingula anatina, 3108 nucleotides long. RefSeq names its product myocyte-specific enhancer factor 2A. NCBI's taxonomy places the organism in Eukaryota, Metazoa, Brachiopoda, Lingulata, Lingulida, Lingulidae. Gene Ontology annotation, biological process: positive regulation of transcription by RNA polymerase II; cell differentiation. The record is from RefSeq and is a predicted model, not a curated record. Gene Ontology annotation, molecular function: histone deacetylase binding; DNA-binding transcription factor activity, RNA polymerase II-specific; protein dimerization activity.